Molecule: messenger RNA, 1540 nt
Organism: Aspergillus candidus
Lineage: Eukaryota; Fungi; Ascomycota; Eurotiomycetes; Eurotiales; Aspergillaceae
Product: putative guanine deaminase
Exons: 2
Coding region: 71-1498 (475 amino acids)
Biological process (GO): guanine metabolic process
Cellular component (GO): cytosol
Molecular function (GO): zinc ion binding; guanine deaminase activity
Source: RefSeq, a predicted model, not a curated record
CUCAGAUCCGCCCAGUGAGCAAGAAGCAGAAAGACGAAGCGUUGGAGUUGUGUAGAAUAACAGAUCAACAAUGCCCACUCAAUCUGCCCGCGCCUUUUACGGCACCCUCGUCCACACCCCCGAACCAACCCAUCUCGAAGUCCACCACAAUACUCUCAUCAUCGUCUCACCAACCGGCACAAUCCAAUCCCUCCAACCAUCCACCACCGCCAACACCAUCUCCUCCAUCCUCGCCUCCCACAACUACACCCCAGAAACCUGUCCCCUAACAACCCUCGACCGCAACGAAUUCCUCCUCCCAGGCUUUAUUGACACGCACAACCACGCCCCACAGUGGUCCCAACGCGGCACAGGCCGGGGCAUCGACCUCCUAACCUGGCUGGAAAAGAUCACCUUCCCGCACGAAGCGCGCUGCGCGGACACAACCCACGCCACACGACUCUUCAAGAACUGCGUCGCAGGAGGUCUCAAGCAGGGCAUCACAACAGCGUGCUACUACAGCUCGCUGCACAUAGAGGCAACAACCAUUCUGGCACAAACAUGUCUCGAACAGGGUCAGCGGGCCCUAAUCGGUCGAUGCGCUAUGGACCGCAACGCGCCAAGCUGGUACGUUGAUGCGGACCCCGCCACUGCCAUAGCCGCGACAGAAACCUCUAUCGCGCAGAUCCAGGCGCUGGACCCCAGCGGUGAGCUCGUGCGACCAGUGAUCACGCCGCGGUUUGCCAUCAGCUGUAGCUAUACGACCCUGCAACGCCUGGGAGAUCUGGCAGCGUCACACCGGGAGCUACCGAUCCAAACACACUUCAACGAGUCACGGGGCGAGAUUGCGUUCACCAAAGAACUAUUCCCACAGUAUGACACUGAGGCAGAAAUGUACGAGUCGUUUGGACUGCUCGGGCCGCGAACGAUCCUCGCACACGCGAUCUAUCCUACUGAGUGGGAGAUAGCGCGUCUGCAGGCGCGUAGAUGUGGGAUCGCACAUUGUCCGACGCCAAAUACGACGAUGGAUGAGUUUAUGGUUGCGCCGAUUAGGGAGUAUUUGCGGCGGGGGAUGAAGGUGGGGCUGGGGACGGAUUGUGGGGGAGGGUUUUCAGGGUCGAUGUUGGAGGUUAUGAGGUGGGCUUUCAUGGUUUCUGUUGCUGGAAAGGGCGGGGUCAGGGGUGAGGAUGUGGCGGGCUCUGGAGGAGUUGGGAGUGAGGUGAAGGCUGGGGAGGAGAUUUCUCUGGUUGAGGGACUGUGGAUGGCGACCGCGGGCGGAGCGAAGGUUGCUGGGUUGGGUGAUAAAGUGGGGUGUUUUGCGGAGGGGAUGGAGUUUGAUGCGAUGGUUGUGAGGACGGCGAGGUGGGAGGAUGAAGAGGAGGGUGUAGAUGGGGUGAUGGCGUUGGUGGAGGAAGGAGACGAUAUGGAGGCUGUUGUGGAGAGGUUUGUGAUGACGGGGGAUGAUCGGAAUAUUCGACGCGUGUUUGUCAAGGGGAGGGAGGUGAAGUCAUUGAAUUAGGGAAGGUAUACCCUAUACAGGCUUUUCUAUGGGGAAUGGUAC